GAAGUGUAACGCAUUGGGUAGAGAAAAAACCAAAAAAUUUAGAAUAAAAAAACAACUUGCAACUGUAGCAUGAUAAAUAUACAAUUGGAAAUAUAUAAAAAAAAAAAAGUAUUAUUAAUUUGCUGAAAGAAAACAUUAGUAAUAAAAAUAGUAUUUAUUUACUAACGUUCAGUCGCACGACUGUCGUAUAAUCAUAGGUAAAACUUGAGUUACCGUCGAAAGCGAGUGUGUGUAUGUGUGUGUGUUUUUGUGUAUGUGUAUUGUAAGUACGUGCGUGCGCGUGUGUGUGUGCGUUUCGGUUAUUGUUUGGAGUAGGUAUUACAAUAUAGUCGGUGCACCGUCCGUUUGUCUCCACCAUCGACAUCACAAUUCUUGAGGUUAUCACCAACAGCCGACCGACGUAUCUUCAUCGGCGUACGAUUGCCCAUCGACUUGCAUAUAGUUCGCCACCAGGCUACUCGGAUCUUGCCAUAUCCACCAAAAGGACCACAGAAUUGGGAGUUAAAUAAAUUAGAUAAAUUAAUUUUAUAACCAUAUCUAUAAACCAAGUGUGUACUUGAAGUCUUCAGACUUUGAAAUUCUUCCAUAAUGGAAUGGAAGAACAAUGUUCCAGAAGGGAAAAUAAAUAAAACUUCAGGUUCAGGUUCUCAAAAUAGAAGACCUUCUGGUGGUGGGAAUAAAAAAGCAAACGAUACUGUUGAAUAUUUUGGUACUACACAAAAACCUAAAUCUAAGCGUAAGCCUAAAAAGGAGAGCAAAAUGAUCAACAUUGAAGAAUUUGUAUGCACGUAUGGCACUGGUAAUAAUAUUGCUAGUUCAGAGCCAAUUAAAGCUGCAGCAACAUUCCCUGUUACUACGAAUGCUUGGGCGCGCAAAAAAGGGUCAGAACUGUUUGCCAAAGCCAAAGAUGAUAAUGAGGAAGAAAAAAUGUUAAAAAUGGCAAUAGCUGAAAGUAUUAAAAGUGCCGAAGAACAUUCUCGAACCAAAGAUUCCUCAUGGAAAAAUGACCAAGAAAGUGCUAUUGGUACUGAUGACCUGAUGUUCCAAAAAAAACAUAAUUCCCAAAACAAAAAGAAUUCUAGGGGAUCUAAGGAAUCUAGAUCCAUAAAUUGUUGGAAUAACAGUUCAUUUGCUAAAGAAUCAGACGAUUAUGGUUUUUCAUCUGAACACAAUAAAACUAAUAAAAGUCCUAAAGUUGGGAUACUCUGGGAAGAUGAUUCAAAAAACAAUAGAUCCAAAGAGCGAAAAGAUAUUAAAAGCAAGUCAAAACAUAUUCAAAAAGACAAACCUAAAGAAAAUAAACCAUCACCUACUGACAGUCCACUUAAACCAGAAAAAAAACUUAGGCAAAGGGGUGACUGGAAGGAAACAUUCAUCAAAGAUAAUUAUCAACCAGAGAGAAAUGUGAGGUCAAAUGACAUUGAUGAUCAAAGACCUCAACCUCAAGCUCAUGAUUGGAGCGUUCUUACAUCUGGUUGGAACAAACCAGAAGAAAAAAAAGAUGAUAAAAAGCCGUCCAACAUGUGGAAUGGUGAUGCAAGUGUCAAUGUGUCCAAAAAUAAAUGGGAUUCUGCCAACUGGUCUUCAGAGCCCAUUAAAACCGAAUCUGUGGAUAUUUGGAGCAGUGAUCGCCCCAAAAGUAAUUCAGUUGUUUGGAAUGACCCAGUCGAAGCCAAAGAUGAUGGCAUUGAUGAAAAACUCAUUCAGUCCGAACGGAAAGAAAUUAAGCCUAACGUGUUUGGCUUUACUGAUUCUUGGGGACCAAUGAGUACUCAAAUUAAAGAACAACCUCCCAAACCUAUUGAAAGUCCUAAGUUUGUUGAAAAAAAACCACUGCCAGCUCCUGAUUUCAAUAGGUACCUUUUGGAAGCUCUUAGUCAGAGCUCGCCAUAUACUGUGCCACCACACACAGAACCCCAAAUAUCUCAGACAAAUACUGAUAGUCUGUAUUCCAAUUUGGAAUCUGUCCUUCCAAAAACCUCUAGUUCGGUGUUAGAAACGAACAAUUCGCCAGAGUUCCUUUCCAACUUACACUUUUUGGCCAACAUGACCCAAAUAUGUGAUAGGCUGGGUCUCAACAAUAAACAAUUACUUUCAGACUUACCAGUUGGUGCAACUAGUAGUGGUGUUGAACCCGAUUUACUUCAACAACCACCUACGUUGAAUCAAAUACAGCAAAAUCUGAACUGGAGCCAAAAGACUACCCAAAAAGUGUACCAACCGUUCCAGCCUGUGCUGCAACAGCAAUCAGACUUUAUGUUGCCUAACCAGUUACUGCAAUCUCAACAACAUCAGCAACAACAGCAACAACAACAGCAGCAGCAGCAGCAGCAACAACAACAACAACAACAGCAGCAGCAGACAUCUUUUAUGCCUGCUAAUUCAAACAACUUCAAUCUAACUGGUAACAGUGCGUUUCCAGCGUUAAACUUAGAUCUUAACCCUCAAUUCAAUAAUCUCAUAUACCCUAAUCCAUUAGUGCCACCACCUAAUGGUCUGUAUCCCUAUCAACAUCAAACUAACAUCGAAAGGUUAGCCAAUCUAUCGCUUGGGCAAGAUAAAAUGAAUUUUCCCAUGUAUAAUUUGGUCCAGGACAAACAAACACGACUAAAUGACUCGUCAUUUAAUUCUGUCCGAGAACCAAUGAAACAAUCUAAACCAGUGCAGCCGAAUGUGUUCAUGCCCAACACACUGCCCAACUCAUACAAUUUCAACAUCGAUCCAUCCCCUCCAUUGUUUCCUGCCAAUCUGUUUUAUGCACAGAUGCCUCAAGAUGUGAACUACGUGCAACCUAACCAGCAGCAGUUCCACAACUUUAAAGAGCAAAACAUGCAACACAUGUUUGGCAACCAGAAACUGGAGCAUCAGGUUCUCAGAGACAAGAUGUUGAAUGUGGGCAACCCAUAUUUAAAAGAUUAAUGAAUAUGUAGUCUUAUCACAAGACGUAAUAUUAAUACGUCAUCUAGUCAAUGGAAAUACUUAGGUUUUGAUACCUCGGUAGCAUUGAACCCCAAGUAUUGUGUAAGGUACAGUGUUUUAUUUUUGCUUCAAUUUUUUCCCACCAAUUUCUCCUAGUGUGUGAUUUUUUUUUUUUUUUGGCAAUAAAUACUUUCAACCCAUCUUGUUUCGAUAUUCGUAUCGAAUACUAAUUGGGUAUAAAAAGAAUAGUGCAAAUGUUUUUUCUUUUUAUUGUAAAUUUAUAUUUAUUAUUGAGUAACCAGUGUACAUUAUAACGAAUUAUUCGGUAAGGACUUUAGAACCAUUGUACGAAUAUUUUAUUCUCAUUAUUAUUAAUACAUUUUAAACGACACAUAGUUA
Molecule: messenger RNA, 3318 nt
Organism: Aphis gossypii (cotton aphid)
Lineage: Eukaryota; Metazoa; Arthropoda; Insecta; Hemiptera; Aphididae
Product: myb-like protein P
Exons: 6
Coding region: 589-2919 (776 amino acids)
Source: RefSeq, a predicted model, not a curated record